Zeugodacus cucurbitae (melon fly) is the source of this 3912-nucleotide messenger RNA. It is a transcript of the gene Actn, whose product is annotated as alpha-actinin, sarcomeric. The transcript is spliced from 10 exons. Bases 218 to 2968 code for a protein of 916 amino acids. The record is from RefSeq and is a predicted model, not a curated record. Gene Ontology annotation, cellular component: plasma membrane; cortical actin cytoskeleton; Z disc. Gene Ontology annotation, molecular function: calcium ion binding; actin filament binding. Gene Ontology annotation, biological process: muscle cell development; actin cytoskeleton organization. NCBI's taxonomy places the organism in Eukaryota, Metazoa, Arthropoda, Insecta, Diptera, Tephritidae.
UGCAAUACUAUCGCAACAACCAAUGUGAUGAGUGGUGAAUGACAAAUUGUUUAGUAUUGUUGUGAUCGGUCAAGUUAGGAAGCCGUAGAAAUAAUAAUAAACAUUUAAACGUUGUAAGACGCUAUAUUUUCGAUAGUAAACGAAAUACAAAUAUUAAACAAAAAUCAUCGAUACGAAAUUUAACGGAUAAUAACUGUAACUGUAAAAAGCAAGCAACAUGAUGAUGGAGAACGGACUCUCCAUGGAGUAUGGAGAUGGCUAUAUGGAGCAAGAGGAAGAAUGGGAGCGCGAAGGACUACUAGAUCCCGCGUGGGAAAAACAACAGAAGAAGACAUUUACAGCGUGGUGCAAUAGUCAUUUGCGUAAAGCUGGUACAUCCAUCGAUAAUAUUGACGAGGACUUCCGUAAUGGUUUAAAGUUAAUGUUGUUGUUGGAAGUGAUUUCCGGUGAAACUUUGCCAAAACCCGACCGUGGCAAGAUGCGCUUCCACAAGAUAGCGAACGUGAAUAAGGCGCUGGACUUUAUCGCAUCGAAAGGCGUGCAUUUGGUGUCGAUUGGCGCUGAAGAAAUUGUCGAUGGCAAUCUGAAGAUGACUUUGGGCAUGAUUUGGACCAUCAUUCUGCGUUUUGCUAUUCAGGAUAUUUCCGUUGAAGAGAUGACCGCUAAAGAGGGCUUGUUGCUAUGGUGUCAACGCAAAACUGCACCCUAUAAGAACGUCAAUGUUCAAAACUUCCACCUUUCAUUCAAGGACGGUUUAGCAUUUUGCGCUUUGAUUCACCGACAUAGGCCAGACUUGAUUGAUUAUUCCAAACUCUCCAAAGACAAUCCAUUGGAAAAUCUCAACACUGCCUUUGAUGUUGCUGAGAAGUAUCUCGAUAUUCCAAGGAUGUUGGAUCCAGAUGAUUUGAUCAACACUCCAAAGCCGGAUGAGCGCGCUAUUAUGACUUACGUGUCCUGUUACUAUCAUGCUUUCCAGGGAGCCCAACAGGUUGGAAAUGUGACGCAUGUACCCGAACCCACAAGACAAUACACCUACGUCCCGAAUUACAAUGCGGAAACCGCAGCUAAUCGUAUUUGCAAAGUGCUCAAGGUGAACCAGGAGAAUGAGCGUCUUAUGGAGGAGUAUGAACGGCUAGCAAGCGAUCUUUUGGAAUGGAUACGCCGUACUAUGCCAUGGCUAAACUCUCGCCAGGCAGACAAUUCUUUGGCUGGUGUUCAAAAGAAAUUGGAGGAAUACCGUACCUAUCGUCGCAAACACAAGCCGCCACGUGUUGAGCAAAAAGCAAAACUCGAAACUAACUUUAACACUUUACAAACGAAACUCCGUUUGUCCAACCGUCCAGCCUACUUGCCAACUGAGGGCAAGACAGUCGCCGAUAUUUCAAACGCUUGGAAAGGUUUGGAACUAGCCGAGAAGGCUUUCGAAGAAUGGCUUUUAGCUGAAACGAUGCGCUUGGAACGCUUGGAGCAUUUGGCUCAAAAGUUCAAGCACAAGGCUGAUGCUCAUGAAGAUUGGACACGCGGUAAGGAAGAGAUGUUGCAGUCUCAAGACUUCCGUCAAUGUAAAUUGAAUGAGUUGAAGGCACUCAAAAAGAAGCACGAAGCUUUUGAGUCUGACUUAGCCGCUCACCAAGAUCGGGUAGAACAAAUUGCAGCAAUUGCCCAAGAGUUGAACACUUUAGAAUAUCACGACUGUGUAUCUGUUAAUGCUCGCUGCCAGCGUAUCUGUGAUCAAUGGGAUCGCUUGGGUGCGCUUACUCAACGUCGCCGUACAGCUUUGGAUGAGGCUGAACGCAUUUUGGAGAAAAUUGAUAUCCUGCAUUUGGAGUUCGCUAAGAGAGCUGCUCCAUUCAAUAAUUGGUUGGAUGGUACCCGUGAAGAUUUAGUCGAUAUGUUUAUUGUGCACACCAUGGAGGAAAUUCAAGGUCUCAUACAGGCACAUGAUCAAUUCAAGGCCACAUUGGGAGAAGCUGACAAGGAGUUCAAUUUGAUUGUGAAUUUGGUACGUGAAGUAGAGUCUAUCGUUAAACAACAUCAAAUUCCCGGAGGAUUGGAGAAUCCCUACACAACACUUACUGCCAAUGACAUGACGAGAAAAUGGAGUGACGUUCGUCAAUUGGUACCUCAACGUGAUCAAACACUUGCGAACGAGUUGCGUAAGCAGCAAAAUAAUGAAAUGUUACGAAGACAGUUCGCCGAAAAGGCCAACAUUGUUGGACCAUGGAUUGAACGACAGAUGGAUGCUGUUACUGCUAUUGGCAUGGGAUUGCAAGGUUCUCUUGAAGAUCAAUUGCAUCGUCUUAAGGAGUAUGAACAAGCCGUGUACGCCUACAAGCCUAACAUUGAAGAAUUGGAGAAGAUUCACCAGGCUGUACAGGAGUCGAUGGUGUUCGAAAAUCGUUACACCAAUUAUACAAUGGAAACAUUGCGAGUUGGCUGGGAGCAAUUGUUGACAUCCAUCAAUCGUAAUAUCAAUGAGGUGGAAAAUCAAAUUCUAACACGUGACUCUAAGGGAAUUAGCCAAGAGCAAUUGAAUGAGUUCCGCUCCAGUUUCAAUCACUUUGACAAGAACCGCACGGGUAGACUCACCCCCGAAGAGUUCAAAUCAUGUCUUGUCUCCCUGGGCUAUUCCAUCGGAAAAGACAGACAGGGCGAAAUGGACUUCCAAAGAAUUUUAGCUGUUGUAGACCCCAACUCCACUGGUUAUGUGCAUUUUGAUGCCUUCCUUGAUUUCAUGACACGCGAAAGUACCGAUACCGAUACCGCUGAACAAGUUAUUGACUCAUUCAGAAUCCUCGCUGCUGACAAGCCAUACAUAUUACCAGAUGAACUCCGACGAGAACUCCCUCCAGACCAAGCGGAAUACUGCAUCCAGAGAAUGCCACCAUACAAAGGACCCAACGGAGUACCUGGCGCUCUUGACUACAUGUCCUUUAGUACCGCACUGUAUGGGGAAACCGAUUUGUAAAAGAGAACUGUUAACAAUACCGGAAACAUCGAAUAAAAAUCGUCAAAUCACAUUAGGACGCCAACUCAAUACUACUCAUGUAAUUGCAAAGCCACGAAGUCAUAAACCAACAAAAAGCAGUGCUAUUAGACCGCUUCCUAAAGUGUAUUUUUCGUGCAUUAUAUUUCCGGAUUUCUGACAUAAUAUCUUAACUCAUUACUAACAACCAUCACAGCGGUUUUCAUAGAUCAAUUUAAUAAUGUAAAAUUUUGUUGUGCAUAUCGAAGUACAUAUCCAAAUAUCUGGGGUAAUGAGGGCACAUAAUAACUCUGUGCAUUCAAAUGCAUGUAUAUGCACGUACACUCGCCCAAUAUGCUUGCCAUUGCCAUCUUGUAUUUUAAAUCCUAAAUUCAAUCGUGAUUAUACAAAUUUCCUGAAUACAAGUUUUAGACGGGAGAAUCAUUUUAAUAUGUGAAAGAGCUUGGACUGUUGGUUGGACAAGGACAACGCGUAUUAAAUAGUUGAUUAUGAGGAAAAUUAAAAACAAGAAAUAUAAAAUCAAUUAAAAUUCUCAAAUACAUUUUUUGGGCGAAUAAUAUAAAAUAUAUUUAUUUAUUUUUUUUUGAAAAUUUUUGUUAUAUUAAUUUAAUAUUUAUUUUGAGAUUAUUUAUAAUGAUUUCAUAACUCUUUAUUUAAUUCUAAAUACGUUUUAUAUAAUUAUUAUAUAAACUUAGUAUAUGUUACAAUGAUUGAGAAAAAGAGAAGAGAGGGCAUUGUAUGAUAAUUUGUAAGGAUUAUAAAAUGUUCCGAUGAUAUAAAAUUGAAGAGCAUCCAUCAAACAUCCAUUAAAGUCAAGAAAAAAUAUACUUUUGUAUAUUAGAUAUUCUGUCAACUAUACAUACAUAAAUUUGUGAGUUUAAAAUAAUCACAUGUAAGAGACAAAAAAUAGAAGUUCUCUAAUAAUU